Messenger RNA from Trichoplusia ni (cabbage looper), 1292 nucleotides. RefSeq lists its product as uncharacterized. The record is from RefSeq and is a predicted model, not a curated record. Bases 308 to 1273 code for a protein of 321 amino acids. The transcript has 2 exons. Lineage: Eukaryota; Metazoa; Arthropoda; Insecta; Lepidoptera; Noctuidae.
CAAUUAAUUUUCGUUAUUCUGUACAUUGUAUAUGUCAGAAUGCUACGAAUACAAAUAACAUAAUGGAUUAAUGAUAAACAAACGUGUGUAUAUUCAUAAUCGUUUCGAUUUGUCAACAAAAUACUAUUUUGUAGAAAAUGAGGAAGGAUGUUUAUAUCCUGUAACGUAUUCCCAAAAUUCGAUCUCAAAUUAUCAUGAUCCGGAGUUAUAUUUACAAAAACAAUGCAAUCAGUAUAUAUGAUUGGCAAUUAAAUGUGACAUCAUAUAACUACAGAUCUGUGAAACAGGACAGUCAAGAACUGCGAACAUGAUGCAAGCAGUGUCCGCGUUCAUCAUCUUAUGCCACUUACACGUGUGUUACUCAGCUUUCAAGCCGCAUUUAGACUUAGCAUGGCCCGGCCCACCGAUAUCGUGGUCCGAUGACGAGGACUUGUACUUCGACAGAAUAGUACCAUUAUCGAUAACGAUAGCUAACUACACAGGUAGUGACCGACAUUUGACGAACAUCGGGAUAUCUUGUCUGAUAGACGAAAAUCGCGUCAUCACAGCGUAUAAUCCUUUUAGAACAAUAUUAUUUAAUGAAAAGAUGAUAGAGCACACUGUAGCCAGUGUUCUUCAGUCACGUAAAAGAAUUCCGAACCAACAUUCUGAGUUUACCUACAAUAUUCAUAAUAUUACUUGUGGCCGUCGAGUCGUAUUUAUAAAUGAAAACUAUUUAACGCAUAAGCAAUGGCAUGGCAGAGAUAGAAAACAAUCUCCCGUUCAUGACUUAUUGGUUUUAAGAAUAUUCCCUCAAAUUAAUAAAUUUAAGGACUGGAGUCCAGAGACACAUACGAUGAGCAAGCAUUAUUCUCCAGAUUCGAAAGUGAUCGAACAACAUGACUUGGUGUUUAAAACGGAGCUGGCACUGCCCACGGAGCGAUUCACGUACCCCUUUAAAGUCGGUACAUUGGAACCUAGCUUUGACCCACUUCUAGGUCAGCAAGGUCUCACUUUAACUUUCGAAAAAGUUUCGGCCGCCAUAUUGGACUGCUCAGAAUGGCUGCCAAAAUAUUGGGGACAUUUUAUAUGUAUCGCAAAUGACUUUAAAUUAAAAACCCUUGCUGCUGGCUCCAUGUUGGUGUCAAAAAACAAGCUGUUUGGAGUUGGCAGUUUCAUAUAUUUUAGAGGGGGCAAUGGUGUUUUGGUGUUCACUGACGUACGGCGGUACUACGAUCACAUUAUGUUUGCCUGUACCGAUGAGGAUUGGAUGUUUAUGAAUGACGAAUUAUAGUUACUGAAUAAUGCUUCGC